AUGGCCUUGAUUUCAUCUCUGGUUGUAUCUCUCAGAGUUUACGUUCAAUUUUCUCGGAUAUUAUUCUGGUGGGAUGAUGGCUUGAUGUUGGUAGCGUUGACAAUAUACCUUGCAAGUGUUGGCCUUGUCUGGCGCAGCGUACAAUUAGGUCUCGGAACCUCGAGUACGGAUAUCCCGAAGUCCGUGCAGGUCGAACGCAUGAAAUACGCUACCAUCUGGUCGCUCUUAUACACGGCAUGCCUCGUUGCGGUUAAAGCCUCCAUCUGCUUGACCAUGUUGCGACUGAAGAAGUCAACGGGAUUCAUACGCUUCGCUAUCUAUGUCCUUCUACUAACGAGUGUUGGAUCAUUCCUCGUUUGGUUCAUAGGUCUCUUAACUCUAUGUCAUCCCGUCGAAGCUAGUUGGAACCCAAGUCUCGUAAUAGAAGGCAACGCAACAUGUGCGGAUAGGAAUACCCUACUAAGAAUCGUAUAUACUAGCGCGAUUAUGACGUUUGUCACUGAUGUGGCAUGUGCUGUCCUUCCCGCGGUCAUGCUGUGGAACAUUAAACUUAAGGUUAAGAGGUUGUUGGUUUCCCUGAUUCUGUUAUUUGGAUUGAUUGCUUCUAUUUGUACGGUCAUGCGCACUGUUUAUAUUCAACGGUAUGCAGAAGACGGUAUACAAUUUUCAACCCUGAAGACUGUGCUACUCUCAAACAUCGGAACGGGCAUCUGUAUCAUCAUAGGCUCCUUACCAGUGCUGCAGAAGAACAUCUUGAGCUAUUAUAGGAAACGAGGGCUUGUCAUAUCGCCCAAACCUCCGGGCUCGAAGUCCUCCAGUAGUGUAACCGCCAAACUCGGAGAUAAUCGAGAAGACUUGAACAACCCUUUCGAUUCAGGUUUUAACAUUACAACCAUUUCAGCAAAUCGUCGCUCUAGUGAUUGGGAUCGUACGAAAGGGAAGCUCGACUUGCACGUCAUUCGUGCCGAGUACACAUUUGAAGUUACGCGAUCGGGAGUAUCGACCGAGCUGGUAGAGAUAGGGGGUAUAAAGUGA
This is a messenger RNA of Daldinia caldariorum, 1035 nucleotides long. RefSeq lists its product as uncharacterized. The record is from RefSeq and is a predicted model, not a curated record. Bases 1 to 1035 code for a protein of 344 amino acids. The transcript is spliced from 3 exons. Lineage: Eukaryota; Fungi; Ascomycota; Sordariomycetes; Xylariales; Hypoxylaceae.